CCCGUCUCUUUAUCUGUGCUCACCUGCUGUUCUGCCAACCACGGUUUUCUUCGGCAUGUUUUGCCGUGCGGCUGUAAUUACACCUCCUGGUUCUUGCGGUUUUGUACUUGCAGCCUGACAUUUUCCUCUCACACCUUAAAACUGUCACGUCCCGUCACGUCACAUCAGGUCGGCGGGGGCGGAUCACUGCUUUUCUUUCCCGCUCUGUCUGCUUCAAUCUCAUCCUUUGCUACCUCCACCCUUCACGGAGGUGUUUCUCUCUCUUCUUUAGUACCAUGUUAACAUUUUCCCAAACUUGAAGCUUGACUUUGCAUCCAUCCAUCCUCCAUGGAGGGCGGCGACACCGUGUCCGUCCUGCUGUACCGGACGUCCAAACCUCAGGGGAAGGUGAAGCGGAGGGUCCAGGACCUCCGCGUCCCCUCCUCCUCCUACCUGGACUACCUGGCCAACAGACCCCGGCUGGACCUGAGCCACAACGAGAGCGCCCGGCUGGCGGCGGACUGCCUGCUGGACCGCGGUCUGGAGGGGUACCGGCAGGUCCUGGAGGCCGAGGGAGAGGUGGACUUCCUGUCCAAGCUGGAGAAGACCUACAUCCUGGAGAACGGGAACCGGGGAACCACAGAUGAUCCUGAGGAUGAGGAGGAGGAUGAGGAGUUAGAGAUCCUGUCUGCCAGCUCCGUGUCUUCCACAACAGACAGCGAUUCCACUCUGGCAGAGAAGAAUCAGAGAAACAUGAAAGAUGUGAGUUCGGGCGAUCCAGUGAAGUCCGAAUCCUUCACCGAGGUUCAUUUUCCAUCCGACAGCACGGCCGCCUCCAUGAAGGACCUGGUGAGACACGUCAUCCGAAAGGCUACGCAGGCCGUGGCCAUCGUGAUGGACCGCUUCAGCGACGUGGAGCUGCUCUGCGACCUGCUGGAGGCCAGCAGGAAGAGGAACGUGUCCGUGCACCUGCUGCUGGACCGCCUCCACCUCGGCCUCUUCCUGGGCAUGUGGCGCCAGCUCAAGCUCAACAGCAAGGACUUCCCCAAAGUGUCGGUGCGCAGCGUCCUCGGAGAGACGUACUGCGCGAAGACGGGCAGGAAGCUGCCGGGCCAGGUGGCGGAGAGCUUCAUCAUCACGGACUGGACGGCGGUGCUGACCGGUUCGUUCAGUUUCUCCUGGCUGCACUGGCAGGUCCACCGGAGCCUCCUGGUCGUCCUGAGAGGCGGCUCGGUGGUCGCCCCGUUCCUUCAGGAGUUUCACAGACUGCACUCCAGCUCCCAGCCCGCCGCCGCCGGCUUCGUCAGCUUCAUCGCCGUGCCGGACGCCGCCCGCGCUCCGUCUGCUCGGAGGAACCGCCCCACCAGAGAGAGGGAGUCGUACCCCAGGACAGCCGUGUGCCAGUGGCUGGAGGACGCGGCGGCCUGGACGGUUUCUCACGGUCAGACCGAAGCCCGGAGCGUGUGUGUGAAGCCUCCGGUCUGGCUGGCAGCGAGGAACUCUCUGCAGAGUGUUCCCGUUCACUCCAGAGUCAGACUGGAUCAGACUCCCUCCAGCGUCCGCUCCCAGCUGGCCGGCCUCGCCAUCAACGCCUCGGACCUGAGGAACGGACGAGUCCCCGAGCGACAGGCGGCACAGUAUCAGUUCAGGAGGAGUGAGGGACUGUCCUUCCAGCAGAGGGUCCGGAACCUGCUGGCCAAGCCGCUCGGGACGCCUGGAGGCCUCGCCGCUCCGUCAGGACAGAAGGCAGAACUCUCCUCUUCUGCUUCACAGCACAAACCGUCAGCAUCCAGCUUCUGUCAUCCCAGAAGGCCCGAGCUCCAGACCAAACCGCACUUCCAGCCGCAGCGGGGCUCCAGGCCGGCGCCGGCGGGCCCGCCUCUCGGCCCUCAGCUCCACGCCGACCCCAAACGGCCCCACCCGGGUCCCAGAGCCAAGCCGCCUUUCCAGCGCGCCCCCCUGGAGCAGACGUACGGCUGGUCGCCGCAGGGGAAGCACGCGGCGGCGGCGGCGGCGCAGCGGCAGAACUCCUUCAGCUGCAGCCGCGGGGCGGCGGCGGCGGCGCCGGGCUGGAGGCCGCUGCCCCGCAGCAGGAGCAUGCCCGAGAGACGCACGGCGGCGUUCAGGAGGGUCCAGGCUGGAACACACAGGGCGACAGCGUUACAGGGAUACUCUGACGACUGGACGCACUGACUCACACACACACACACACACACACGGCAAGAAAAACAUUGGUGACAAAAGUGUUUUAAGUCCUGAUUUAAAAGAAGAGAGUGUCAGUAGGACGUCGAUCCGCUGGUGAGGAGCAGAGGGACUAAAAGCUGCUUCACCUCAUUUGUUUUGACUCUAAACACUCAGUAAACGUCUUCCUGAGGACCUCAGGUCUGGAUGGUUCAGAUUCCAGCAGUAAAUCUGACACGUCUUCAGCCCGGAGGCCAUUCUAAGCUUUACAGACCGAUGAAGCUCAGGUGUAACGUUCUCCACCCGCUGUGUGGCUGCAGCGCUACAACGAUCCAGCCUGCUGACAACAAAUAAACAAGCUGAAACUUGUUCAGUCAGAAAUCCUUUAAUUCUUCACUAUUCCUCAGAUGCAGAUGGUCAUGAGCUGAUUUUGUCUUAAUGAGCUUGUUGGAUUUCAGGUCUGAAUCUGAAUCUGAAUCAAUAUUUACCCGAUUUCUGGACGGAUCUGACGCUCUUAGUGACGUGGGGCCUGGAUGAGCACCGAUUUAAUAAAAAUCUGUGUGUAAAAUGUCGGUGAACAUUGAGUCUUGAGCUGCACAGUGGAUCACUGGUCUGUAACGUCUCAUUAAGAAAACAUAUUUGCACAACACCAUCAGGUAUACGUUGCAUUUUACCGUUUCAGUUGGAGAGUUGGUCCAAAAUCAGCUAAAUAUGGAUAAAAUCAACAUAGAAAAAUGACAGAUGGAUCAUUUGCAGUUUUUUUAAUCACAUUAAAAAUCCAUAAUUUUCAACAUCCUGAUAAAAGAGCCUCUCGUCAAUGAGUUCAAUUGGUUUCAAUCAAAAUAAUAAAUAUAAUUUGAUCUUUUAAGUGAUAAUUCAGUGUAAAUGAGGUGUGUUGACCGUGGGUCGCUUUCAGCUCUCCAUCACCACCGUCUGAAUGAAGCAGAGACGAUACAAAGUGGAGUAUGGUGGAGCUGAAGUCACACUUUCCACUGUGUAAUCAUCUCAAAGUAACUUUAAACCUGCUUCUCUUCAUGAAAUACAGCCAAACAUUUCAACAUUUCACAUUUCAUUUAUUCUUUUCAAAACCAACAUGAGCAACAUUAAAAUAUUAAAUAAAAAGCAAAAGGCACAACAGAGUUCAGGCAGAACAUGUCUGACAGCGUUCUAACCGUAACAAGUUCAUUCUAAUCACUGAAUAUAUGGGGAAAUACCAGAGCAAGAGGAAACUGUGAUGAACCUGCACUUUAAACGUAUCACACAGACACAGUUUAGUCCUGUUGCACUGACAGUCGCCUACAGAAAAAGUCUGAAACUGUUA
Molecule: messenger RNA, 3481 nt
Organism: Salarias fasciatus (jewelled blenny)
Lineage: Eukaryota; Metazoa; Chordata; Actinopteri; Blenniiformes; Blenniidae
Exons: 7
Coding region: 328-2172 (614 amino acids)
Biological process (GO): epidermal growth factor receptor signaling pathway
Molecular function (GO): protein kinase binding
Source: RefSeq, a predicted model, not a curated record